Molecule: messenger RNA, 1098 nt
Organism: Laccaria bicolor S238N-H82
Lineage: Eukaryota; Fungi; Basidiomycota; Agaricomycetes; Agaricales; Hydnangiaceae
Exons: 10
Coding region: 1-1098 (365 amino acids)
Source: RefSeq, a predicted model, not a curated record
AUGCCCACACCAGCAUCUAUCCACCCCGGCCUCAUUACGCGGUCAUUAGCAUCCGCAUUGGCCAGGUCCUCCUCUACUGGCACAAGAUACACUUUCUGUGCCCCAUCGGGAACUGAUUGUCAGAGUUGUCAAAUACGAUUUCCACUGGCAAACAUCUGGCACUCCGACGUCGUUACCCUCCGAGCGAACCGUGACCCUCAUCCCAGAGUAAUUGAAAAGGACAAGAAGCCCUGUCGCACCAGUGAGCAGGUGGCUGCCAAGAAAGACCAAAAAGUUCUGGAGAACAUCAACAAGGCUCAGAAGAAGGAAAACACGAUCAAGAAUGCUGCUCACCUUGAAGAUGCCAUGGAUAAAGAGGACAAGCUCAGGCUCCUUGAAGCCAACCAUCCACCCUUCAAUACGCAAAAGAAGGCUGCCCAGUCCCAGUCUCAGAGACUGACUCAAGCAGUGCCGGAAGACGGUAACAAGCAGAAGGCUGCUCAAGGUCCUGGAGCAUCCACUUCAGAAACGACUCAAAAGAAGCCAAAGAAGGCGAACGACGGCCUCCGCAAUGACUGGAAUGCAAAGUCAACCUCCCACGACGAUGAAUAUUGUCUACUAACAGAAUCUCAACCUUCUCAUUGCCAUUCUGUUUCAGCGGGCUCUGCAAUGUUGACUUCAGGCCUACGCGGUGACGUUCCUCCAAGUUCUGGUGGAGAGGGAUCAGAAGCGGACCAAGUGGGAGUUGUGGGUGAUGAUGCUGUCCAAGUCCUUAGCAAAGAUCGUUCCCACCUUGUUCCCACCACUUCAUUUCCCAGCAGCUUUGUCCCUCCUUCAUCUUCCCGCCAUCAGUUUCUCACAGACGCCUUUGGGAUGCACCUACUUACCAAGCCAACCAUCGAUGACCUGUGGGCGCAAGCAUUUCCGUCGUUUCCUCUUCGAGAGGAGGCUUCCCUGAACCACAUCGUCAGCAAGCUGCCAUUUUACUAUCUUGUCUACGAGGACAAGGAAGAGGGGAGUAGCUCUGGUCCUGUUACCAAGAUCGCGACAGCUCUUCACUCUGAGGACAACAAACCUAUUGGUGCUCUGGUCCUUACCAUACAAGCCGAGAACUCGUAA